CCGAACGGUCCUUGUGAACGAGACUCCAUUUACAUAUUCGCCCCAAGGGUUUAAAGGCGUGCGUAGCAGUAAAGAUCAGUGUGCCAUACCGCAGAACCCUGGCAGUGGACUACUUUAACAGCACCACCAAUCUCUGCUCUCAAACUUUUUUAAAUAACACUUCUACUCCAGAGACAGGACAGAGAAGAAAGAAAAAAGGCUGAAAAAAUAGUGAUGCCAACCAACAAGUACGCAUCCGCUAUCAUGGCGGAAAGUGACAAGAUGACUGCCACGGCUGCUGUAAAUGGUGAAGCGGCUGUGGGAGACGGAGUGUCGCCGAAUGACAGCGGUCUGGAGAUGACCAGUGAGAACAGCCCGCUGACCGCGGCAGAGCCACCUUCACCUUUUAGUCCCAAACUAAACGGAGGCGCGGCCUCACCCGCAGAGGAGAGCGUAAACAGCAUGAGAAGAAAGAGAUCUCGUAAGCGCUCAGAAAUAGAGGAGGACAGUGCCUGGGACUCUUCAUACAGUGAGGAAAAAGUUGAUGUCGAGUCCGGUUGUGAGACAGGUUUGCGACAAAGGCCUCGUCCCAGGACCAUCUUUCAGGCCGGACUGACGGCCAACAGUAAACCCCGGAAUAGAGAAAGCGGGCAGAGCAAACAAGAGCACAACAACCUGGUUACUGAAGGCGCCGUUUUUGAACUGAUGGAGCAAGACUCUAAAGACUCUGCACAAAGCAGUUCCACCUCCACAUACACCACUGACACAGCCAGCCAACCAGAGUACAAGGAUAAUAAAGGUUUUGGAAUUGGAGAGUUAGUCUGGGGCAAAAUAAAAGGUUUUUCCUGGUGGCCAGGUAUGGUGGUGACCUGGAGAGCGACAGGGAAGAGACAAGCCUCACACGGCAUGCGCUGGCUGCAGUGGUUUGGAGAUGGAAAAUUCUCAGAGGUGUCUGCCGACAAACUGGAUUCCAUCACAGCCUUCCCAAAGUUUUUCAACCAGUCAUCAUACACCAAGCUGGCCUCCUACCGUAGAGCCAUAUUCCAGGCCCUGGAGGUUGCCAGUAUACGUGCAGAGAAGACAUUUCCUCCCUGCGAGUCAGACAGCAUUGAAGAACAGAUAAAGCCCAUGCUCGACUGGGCUCACGACGGCUUUCUGCCCAAGGGUCAGGAGGGCCUGAAACCAAGAGUAGACGCAGCUGAGUAUUGUGUUUUUCCCCUGGCCUCAGAGAGCUCACCACAGCUGGACUCCGGCCCUCCAGAAUUCCCCCCAGCUGCCAAAAGAGCUCGACUCAGCAUCUGCAAAGCCAAACCUGGCAUUGAAGACGUGUACAGCAGAGAACAAAUGGUCAAUGAAGUUUUGAAGAAUCACAGAAGUAUAGAAGAGUUUUGCCUUUCUUGUGGAAAAACGAGAGUGGCAACCUUCCAUCCCCUGUUUGAAGGAGGCCUUUGCCUAACAUGCAAGGAAGUUUAUUUAGAGAUCUCCUACAUGUACGAUGACGACGGCUACCAGUCGUAUUGCACCGUGUGCUGUGGGGGUAGAGAGGUGCUGCUGUGUGGAAACGCUAACUGCUGCAGGUGUUUCUGCGUGGAUUGUCUGGAUAUAUUGGUGGGUGCGGGAGCAGCUAACUGCGCCCGUGAUCUGGACCCGUGGCGCUGUAACAUGUGUCAGCCCCUGCAGCAGUACGGUGUGUUGAAGAAACGUCACGACUGGAGCUUUAAACUGCAGGAGUUCUUCGUCAGUGACAACGGACAGGAGUUUGAAAGUCCAAAGAUUUACCCUGCGGUUCCGGCAGAGCAGAGACGUCCAAUCAGAGUGCUUUCACUGUUUGAUGGCAUCGCCACAGGUUAUUUGGUGCUUCGAGACCUGGGCUUUAAGGUUGACUUGUACAUUGCAUCAGAAGUAUGCGAGGACUCCAUUUCAGUGGGUGUCGUCCGGCAUGAAGGAAAAAUUCAGUAUAUGCACGACGUUCGCAACAUUACCAGAAAAAAUAUCGCUGAGUGGGGGCCCUUUGACUUGGUGAUUGGUGGAAGUCCCUGUAAUGAUCUUUCAAUUGUCAACCCAGCCAGGAAAGGUCUGUACGAGGGGACCGGACGGCUGUUUUUUGAGUUUUACCGCCUCUUGAGUGAAGCGAAACCAAAGGAAGGGGAGGACCGUCCUUUUUUCUGGAUGUUUGAGAACGUGGUCGCCAUGAGCAUCAACGAUAAAAGAGACAUCUCACGAUUCCUGGAGUGUAACCCUGUGAUGAUUGAUGCCAUCGAGGUGUCAGCUGCUCACAGGGCUCGGUACUUCUGGGGAAACCUACCGGGAAUGAAGAGACGUCUGUGUGCCUCUGGGAUGGAUAAAUUAGAGCUUCAGGACUGUUUGGAACAUGGCCGUGUUGCCAAGUUUGGCAAGGUACGCACCAUCACAACCCGGUCCAACUCCAUUAAGCAAGGCAAAGAUCAACAUUUCCCUGUCAUGAUGAACGGCAAAGAGGACAUCCUGUGGUGCACAGAGCUGGAGAGGAUUUUCGGCUUCCCCAUCCACUACACGGAUGUGUCCAACAUGGGUCGUGGGGCCAGACAGAAGCUGCUGGGACGGUCUUGGAGUGUACCUGUGAUCCGACACCUGUUUGCCCCACUCAAGGACUACUUUGCUUGUGAAUAGCACCUGUAGCAUCAUACAGCAAAUACAUCAAACAUAGUGCCAACAUACAAAACCAAACGUCCUCAUUAAAACAACAAGGACCUCUUGAAGACUCGUUAAUCUCCCAAAUUCGAUCUCAGCUUUGGAGAGGUGAGCUGAGAGGUUGGGUUGAGGACUGCUGACCGUCAGACCAAACGGUAGUAAGUAGACACUGCGGUGUGAUGUUUAGAACAUCGUUUGUUGACACAUGGUCAGCUUUUGUACUAGAUGUUUGUAAACUUGAUGGGCCAUGUUUUUGAAGCUGGCAGUUAGGUUUUAUCGUUUAUUGUCAUCGUUUUGAAAGAGUUUUACACAAUGCCUCACAAUUAUAUUCAAAAAUUGAACAAAACAAACUUCCACAGUACCUUCUUAAGCUAAAGCUAAUGCUAAAGAAUGUACAGACGGAACCAUUCUUAUCACGCGUAAUGUCAUUAUAGAUUAUGUACGCUUGCAUGUGACACAUUUCCAUUGUACUGAUGGCAUGAGAAAAUACUUGAAAUUUAUCAUUGCAAACUUGCAAACACCAAGCUGUGAGUCCUUACAAAACAAUGCAUUCAAACGGAUGCAUUAUCAGAAUACAUGCUCAAGGCAUGAUUUUACCAUGCCAGAAUUGCUUUACUUUAAUUGUUUUACUCCCCAACUAGACACUGAGACACUGUAGUGCUUAAACAGGUGACAUUCCCUCUGUUUCACAACAAUAAUAUAACAAGAAGGUGUGUCUGUGAGCAGAACUACAGGGCAUUAGCCUCCGCUAAAAAUGACAGAAUCUUCUCCAUGACUUGUUAGAUAGAGAUGAUAAGUGUACUGUAUUUAACCUUGAAAUUAUUGUUUACAAACUUUAACACGUUCUCAAGUUUUUGUAUAUUCCUUAAAUUGUACGUCAUUUUGUAGAUCGACCUCUGUUACGAGGGACUGUAUUGAAAACAGUGAUGUGCUCUCAUGUAGAUGCACUUUCUUUUUACUUGUUUUUCAUAGUUGUUACAGUUUUCUAAAACAUUGUUUCACUCUAUGAUUGUUGAUAACAAGCACUCAGAUUCUUGAACUCAAAUGCCUUAAAAACAAUGAUGUGUGGUGCCUUUUGAAGAAAAACUCUACAGCCUACCUUGCAGGAUUUUAGGUUGCGAAGAAAUUGUCUUCCUUUUGUUUUAUAGACUUAAUGCUGUAGCCCAAACUGUUAUAUACCACUAAUAUAUAUAUAUAUAUAUAUAUAUAUACGCUUA
This is a messenger RNA of Triplophysa rosa, 3866 nucleotides long. It is a transcript of the gene dnmt3bb.1, whose product is annotated as DNA (cytosine-5-)-methyltransferase 3 beta, duplicate b.1. The coding region runs from base 214 to 2628 and encodes 804 amino acids. The record is from RefSeq and is a predicted model, not a curated record. The transcript has 22 exons. Gene Ontology annotation, cellular component: nucleus. Gene Ontology annotation, molecular function: DNA (cytosine-5-)-methyltransferase activity, acting on CpG substrates; DNA binding. Gene Ontology annotation, biological process: negative regulation of transcription by RNA polymerase II. NCBI's taxonomy places the organism in Eukaryota, Metazoa, Chordata, Actinopteri, Cypriniformes, Nemacheilidae.